This is a messenger RNA of Choloepus didactylus (southern two-toed sloth), 2389 nucleotides long. It is a transcript of the gene GJC2, whose product is annotated as gap junction protein gamma 2. The record is from RefSeq and is a predicted model, not a curated record. The coding region runs from base 3 to 1331 and encodes 442 amino acids. The transcript has a single exon. Lineage: Eukaryota; Metazoa; Chordata; Mammalia; Pilosa; Megalonychidae. Gene Ontology annotation, biological process: cell communication. Gene Ontology annotation, cellular component: connexin complex.
CUAUGACCAACAUGAGCUGGAGCUUCCUGACGCGGCUGCUGGAGGAGAUCCACAACCACUCCACCUUCGUGGGCAAGGUGUGGCUGACGGUGCUCAUCGUCUUCCGCAUCGUGCUCACAGCCGUGGGCGGCGAGUCCAUCUACUCGGACGAGCAGAGCAAGUUCACGUGCAACACGCGGCAGCCGGGCUGCGACAACGUCUGCUACGACGCCUUCGCGCCGCUCUCGCACGUGCGCUUCUGGGUCUUCCAGAUCGUGGUCAUCUCCACGCCCUCCGUCAUGUACCUGGGCUACGCCAUCCACCGGCUCGCCCGCGCCUCCGAGGAGGAGCGCCGCCGCACUCUGCGCCGCCGCCACGGCCGCGGCCCGGCUCCCCGCCGCCCCGGAGGGGCGCCCCCGGCUUGGCCCGAGCCCUCAGACCUGGGCGAGGAGGAGCCCAUGUUGGGCCUGGCGGGGGAGGAGGAGGAGGAGGAGGCGGCCGCGGGUCUGGGCGAAGGCGAGGAGGAGCUGGAGGCGGAGGAGGUGGCCGCCAAGAACGGCAAGGGCGCGGAGACCCCGGGCCCCGCGCCCAAACACGACGGGCGGCGGCGCAUCCAGCGGGAGGGCCUGAUGCGCGUGUAUGUGGCGCAGCUGCUGGCGCGCGCCGCCUUCGAGGUGGCCUUCCUGGUGGGCCAGUACCUGCUGUACGGCUUCGAGGUGCGGCCCUUCUUCCGCUGCAGCCGGCAGCCCUGCCCGCACACCGUCGACUGCUUCGUGUCGCGGCCCACCGAGAAGACGGUCUUCCUGCUGGUCAUGUACGUCGUCAGCUUCCUCUGCCUGCUGCUGAACCUCUGCGAGAUGGCGCACCUGGGCCUGGGCAGCGCGCAGGACGCCGUGCGCGCCCGUCGCAGCCCAGCCGCCGCCGCCCUGGCCCUGGCGGCCCGCCCGCCGCCGCCGCCCUGCGCCUUCCCGUGCGCGGGCCCCGGCCUGGCCUGCCCACCCGAGUACAGCCUGGUGGUGCGCGCGGCUGAGCGCGCGGCGCGCGCGCAGGAGCAGAACCUGGCCAACUUCACGCUGCAGGCCCUGCGGGACGGCGUCGGGGACGGCGACAGCCCGCCCUCCCCGGGCCUCCCCACGGCCUCUCGGGGGCCCCCGAAGACUGCCCCUCACGGGACCCCCGCCGCCACCGGCGCUGCUGCCUCCAGGACGGGCAGCGCUACCUCGGGGGGCACCGUCGGGGAGCAGGGCCACCCGGGCGGUGUCCACGAGCGGCAGGGGGGCACCAAGCCUAAGGUGGGCUCGGAGAGGGGCAGCGGGAGCAGCAAGGACGGGAAGACAACGGUGUGGAUCUGAGAGGGGCCGUGUCCCCCACCUCCCUUCCACACUGGGGUUGCACUGGGUUGGGAGUGGUGGGGGUCCACUGAGGGCUGGAAGUGCUGGGAGUGCAGAACUGGUGAGCACCUGCUCCUGCUCAGCCCGGUGGCCUGGGUGUUGGCCCUGGGUUUUGGGAUCCUCAGAAGGGACUGAGGCUUGGAAAGGGGCCACAGGAUGAUGCCACAGCACCCUAGCCUGGGCACAGCCCUGUGGAGAUGACUGCACCCCUUUAUGUGCAUGUGCAGCUGAACCCGGACCUCUGUCUCCUGUCUGUACAAGGAUGGGGUUGAGGAGAGAGUCUCUAGCUCUGGACUGUAAACCCUGAGGAGUGGGCAAGGCUGUGGCUGGAGCACCCAGAGCUUGCACGGCCCACCUGAACCACCCUGAGCCUGGGACGGGGCCCCUGCUGCUGCCUCCCCACAUCCUCAGCCCACCCCAGCCUCUCUAGGACCUGGGACUGUUGCCACAGGACCAGGGUUCUGGCUAGUGGUGGCUCUAGCAGCCCCCCACCUCCUGCCCCCCUGUUCCCCUGCAGCAGGCCACGUGUGGCACCCAGGGGUGUCUGGAACUGGCAUUGGGAAGGGGUUCUGUGUUUGUCCCCACUGCAGCAGCAAAUGGGGGCUCCUUCCCCAGCAUUCCCCCUCCCCCACAGAGCUGGAAGCAAUCCCAAACCAUCCUCCUCCACCUUCCUUGUACACAUGGGGAAACUGAGGCUCGGGAAGGGCAGGGACCUUUGGACCCCAGCCGGGCUUCAGAUGGGAGCUCACUUCCUCCUGCUGCAGUGAGUGCUGGGUCUGGGCCCCUCUCUGAGUCCCCUGCUGACGCCCUUGAACUAUCCCCUCUCCUGGGACGUACUUGAAAUUCUGCAGAGAUGCCACGCCCCCACCUUGCAGCUUGGAUCGCUAAGAUGAGGCUCAGGGGCUGGGGCUUUGGCGAUGCUCAGGAAAGGGUGCUCCCCAGGCCGUUCUGUGCUCUUCAGCCCCCCACCCAGCCCUCUCCCUAAUUCAGACACAGCCUCCAGAACAAAGGGAGUCAAA